AUGUUGAAUGACAUUGAGGAUUUACUGAAUAUUGACGACAAGAUUGAACAAGUCCGAAAUGAUAGAGACCAGCUGGCAUCUAAAUUGCAAGGCCUAAAGCAAUCGAUGGCCAGCAAGGAUACGGAAGUGGCUCGUUUGGAAGUCAUAGCACAGGAUAUCAUUGAGACAGGUGCAGAUGUCAGUGGACUGGAACGUUUGCAGGCGAAGUACGGGAACUUGAGAAUCUUGGAUGAACUGAAAAAUAUCGUGGCUCAACAAACGCAGCUACAAGCUAGUACAGAUCAAUUAGACGGAUUCGAUCAUCAGCUCGAUGAGUUGGCCCAACAGUCCCUGGACCAAUUCACUUUUGAUGACGUAGAGGCCCUAAAUUCAAAGCUGAGAGACGCUUUUGCCGCUGCUCCUCAAAGGGAUGGAUCUGACUUCCAGUCUGCCAUUUAUGACGAGCUCAAGUCGAAGGUCAUCGACAAAUAUAAUGACGAAAUUUUACGGAAUUUGGCUACUAAGUGGACUGAAACGUUUGACCAGGAGUUGUUGGAAGCGCAGUGGGAUACGUCAAAAUUUGUGUCCACAUCGGCCAUCUCGGUCAAGCAUCUAAGAGAAACUUCGUCAAAGCUUUACAAGUUGAGCCAACUUUACCUAUCUGUAGAGGGGGAGGAAACACAUGAUGACCUCAAUGCGCCUUUACACCUACAAUCAACGAAUAGUCGGAAUGUUGUACUGUGGAAUUUCAAAUCGCUCGCCAAUAAUUUCAAUGUUCGGUUUACCUACCAUUUCCAUACCACAUCCUCCAAGAUCGAAACAUACUUCCAGUUUUUAAACGAUUACCUGACAGAGAAUCUGUUCAAGUGCAUCAACAUUUUCCACGAUGACACUCAAGGCUUAACAAAGCCAAUCAUUCAUGAACAGUUUAUCAAUUACGUUUUGCAGCCUAUAAGAGACAAAGUGAAAUCCACCCUAUUCCAAAAUGAUUUGAAGACUUUGAUUGUCCUAAUUUCCCAAAUUUUGGCCACCGAUAAAAAUUUAUUAACCUCGUUCCAUUACCAUGGACCAGGGUUAGUAUCAUUAAUUUCUGACGAAAUAUGGGAAAAAUGGAUCAACUAUGAAGUUGAAACAGCUAAUAGACAAUUCAUCAAUAUAACCAAAAAUCCGGAGGAUUUCUCAAAAUCCUCUUUGAAUUUCGUGAAGUUAAUCAACAAGAUUUACGAUUAUUUGGAACCAUUUUAUGAUUUGGAUUUUGACUUGCUAGUAAGAUAUAAACUCAUGACUUGCUCGUUGAUCUUUAUGAACUUGACGUCAUCCUACCUCGACUACAUCUUAGCUGUGGAUUCUUUGAAUGAGACAAGAACUAAAGAGCAAGAAUUGUACCAAACCAUGGCUAAACUGCAACAUGUCAAUCUAGUGUACAAAAAAAUCAGAUCUCUAUCUGAGAAUUUUAUCUUCAUUCAGCUAGCUGACAUUGUCAAUACCACGGAAUCUAAGAAGUACAACUCUUUAUUUCAAAAUGUGGAAAACGAUUACGAAAAGGUUAUGAACACAGAUAUGCAAAAUUCAAUUGUCCAUAGGAUUCAAAAAUUGCUGAAGGAAACGCUUCGAAAUUACUUCAAGAUUGCAACGUGGUCGACACUAGAAAUGCCUGUCGAUGAAUAUGAUGAUGAUAAUGAUGACGGCGCCACUGUACCAAGUGCUGAAUUGGUGAAUCCAAUAAACGUUUUAACAAGAUUAAUCAACAAGCUAGAUUCAUUAGAUAUCCCAUUACCUAUAUUUUUGAAGGUUAAAAACGAACUGUUGAAUGUCAUUGUCAAUUAUUUCAUAGAGUCAAUCUUAAAGUUGAACAAAUUCAACCUAAAUGGUUUGAACCAGUUUCUACACGAUUUUGAAUCUUUAAAGAACGUUUUAAGCUUACCACCACACGCCAUCAACCAUAAAUCUAUGAGUUUACACGAACUUAUAAAAAUAUUGAAAAUAAAAUACGAUCGAAACAAUCAGCAGCUCCUAGAUCCAGAAUAUAUCAAAAUGGGUGAUUUCGCAUCUUUAAGAGAAAUAUACUCUGUCAAGUACCUAAGAGACACGGAGAUCCAGGACGCACUUUACAGAAUUAUAUAUGGUAAUAUAAUAUAA
Molecule: messenger RNA, 2118 nt
Organism: Saccharomyces eubayanus
Lineage: Eukaryota; Fungi; Ascomycota; Saccharomycetes; Saccharomycetales; Saccharomycetaceae
Gene: TIP20
Product: Tip20p
Exons: 1
Coding region: 1-2118 (705 amino acids)
Biological process (GO): regulation of ER to Golgi vesicle-mediated transport; retrograde vesicle-mediated transport, Golgi to endoplasmic reticulum; endoplasmic reticulum to Golgi vesicle-mediated transport
Cellular component (GO): Dsl1/NZR complex
Source: RefSeq, a predicted model, not a curated record